GUGCUGAUGCAGAGGUUCCCUCGUGUCUACGGGCAGAGUUGGAGGAGUUGCUGUUCGCGGACAAAGGCAGCAGGAGGGAGUGGAGCUUUGUAGAAGCCGGAGCCUGUCUCACUGGGUGUCUGUGUUUCAUUCCCUGUCAAAAGCCUGGGAGCUGGGGGGGAAAAAGCAGGGAAGCGGCGAGCUGCAGCGCUCGCUCAGGAUCAGAUAGCAAGGAAACCAAUAGCGGCGAGAAAAAAAAAAAAAAAAAAAAAAAGGAGAAAACCAACCCACAUCAACCAACCAACCCACCCACCCCUCCACGCUGAGGCUGGAACAGGCAGGUCCCUGCCAACUCCACAGCACGCAGCAAGCAGAGAAGAAGGGAAGAAGUCCACCCUCCCCGGGCAGGAGCGGAGUUGAGCCCGAAGGAUAUUUGAUGACACUUUGGCAACGAUGGGUCCCCCAGCAUCUUCCAGAGCCCAUUUGAGGGUGAAGGCUCCGAAAGCGCAGAGGGAGUUUGAAGCUAAAUUCACCUGAGUCUGGAUCUCUUGGUCGCUGGGAUUUAUCUAUUUUUCUUUUUUUCUCCACGGGGAAACCGAACCAAGAAAAAAAGCGAGUUUGCUUUUUUUCUUUAUUUUUUCUUUUUUUUUUAAUCUCCCUCUUUUUUUUAAUUUUUUUUUUUUCUUUUGGAAGAAGAUUUUUUUCCCCCCUGUGGUUGGAAUGGAGGGGUUGGGUCUGUGCCUAAGAAGCAGCAGCCGAACGUCGGUCCUGGGAGGAACCCGAGUGGAUGUGGGGUCCCCUGCCAGCUAACUCUCCAGGAGCUGCAGCCCCACGGCCGGAGGGGCUGGAUGCGGUGAGAGAGCCUCUCACGGGAUCCACGUGGUGACGUGGCAGCCAAGACGUGGAAGUUUGGGACUUCUCUUCCACCGCAGCAGAAUUUGGGGGGUGGGCAGGGGUGGGUCAGGGGGACACUGGGAGUCGCAAGACCCUUCACCUUCACUGUGGGCUUGGCUCAGGGAUGACAACGGGCAGAGUCAACCCUUACAGCAUCGUGUCCUCCGAGGAAGACGGGCUGAGGUUGACCACCAUGCCAGGUAUCAACGGCUUUGGCAAUGGGAAAAUCCACACCAGGAGGAAAUGCAGGAACAGGUUUGUAAAGAAGAACGGUCAGUGCAACGUGGAGUUCACCAACAUGGAUGACAAGCCACAGAGGUACAUUGCAGACAUGUUCACCACGUGCGUUGACAUCCGCUGGAGGUAUAUGCUCUUGCUCUUUUCCCUGGCAUUUCUGGUGUCCUGGUUAUUGUUUGGGCUGAUUUUCUGGCUAAUUGCACUCAUUCACGGAGACCUAGAAAACCCGGGUGGAGAUGAUACUUUCAAGCCUUGCGUUCUGCAGGUCAAUGGCUUUGUGGCUGCUUUUCUGUUCUCCAUCGAGACCCAAACGACGAUUGGGUACGGCUUCCGCUGCGUGACCGAGGAGUGUCCGCUUGCCGUCUUCAUGGUGGUGGUUCAGUCCAUCGUGGGCUGCAUAAUCGACUCUUUCAUGAUUGGUGCAAUAAUGGCAAAAAUGGCCAGGCCCAAAAAAAGGGCCCAGACAUUACUUUUCAGCCAUAACGCAGUAGUGGCGAUGAGAGAUGGAAAACUCUGCCUGAUGUGGAGAGUUGGGAACCUACGGAAAAGCCACAUAGUGGAAGCCCACGUACGAGCUCAGCUCAUUAAGCCCAGGAUCACAGAGGAAGGGGAGUACAUCCCACUCGACCAAAUAGACAUUGACGUGGGGUUUGAUAAAGGCUUGGACCGUAUUUUCUUGGUGUCUCCCAUCACCAUUCUCCACGAGAUCAACGAAGACAGCCCCUUGUUCGGGAUCAGCCGCCAGGACUUGGAGACAGAUGACUUUGAGAUCGUCGUCAUCCUGGAGGGCAUGGUAGAGGCCACAGCCAUGACGACGCAAGCUCGGAGCUCUUACCUGGCCAGUGAGAUACUGUGGGGCCACCGCUUCGAGCCCGUCUUGUUCGAGGAGAAAAACCAGUACAAAGUAGACUAUUCCCACUUCCACAAAACCUACGAGGUCCCGUCCACGCCCCGUUGCAGCGCCAAGGACUUGGUGGAGAACAAAUUCCUGCUGCCCAGCACCAACUCCUUCUGCUAUGAGAAUGAGCUGGCCUUCAUGAGCCGCGACGAGGAAGAGGAAGACGAUGACAGUCGGGGUCUGGAGGACCUCAGCCCGGACAACAGGCACGAGUUCGACAGGCUUCAAGCCACAAUAGCAUUGGAUCAGCGGUCGUACAGGAGGGAGUCAGAAAUAUGACUCUUGGUCCUUCCGUUGACUUUUCCAAGGGUAUUUUUUUUCCUCCUCUAAUCUCUUCCCCUACAACCCGCUCAAAUUAUGCAGAACAAUGCAAGUGCCAUAGGAAUGCUUGAGAAAUUAGUAUCGUUCAUAGUUUUCAGUUUCAUCGCAAUAACCACUGAGCGGUCUGCAGAGGGGACGGUGGCAGGCCACGGCGCGUCCCCCGCGCCCAGCGCCCGCGGCAGGGCCCACGGCUCUGGGGGAUGGAUGGAUGGACGGAUGGACGGAUGGACAGAAGGAAGGAUGAGGAGAGGAGGGUCCGUGGGGCAUGGGCAGGUGCUCGCCCCGCACGGCCCUGUGGGGCUUUGCUCUCCCCACGGGGAAAACGCCAGCGUUUUCCUGGAGCCGAGCACUGCGAGAUCCAAAAAGAGGAAAUAUCAGGAAACAAAUCUUGCUCUCUCUCUUUCUCUCUUUCUUUUCUUUUCAUUUCCUUUUAUUUUUUAACUGAGCAGCAACAACAAAACAAUUGCUCCUUCGGCAGGCGGUCUGGUUCAGUUGCACAAGAACAACACUUGAAAUAACAUGCAACAUUAAUGUACUUCUUUUUAAUUUGGGAAAAAACGGGGGAGGGAGGUGAGAGGGUUUUUAAUAUUUUCACCGCACCGUUUGGGAGACUGUUUACCAAAAUAAUAAUAAUAAUAAUUAUUAUUAUUAUUAUAAUUAUAACAAUAAUAAUAACAUUAAAUCUGAAAGAAGUCAUUCAGUAUUUUUUAAAAAUGAACAAGGGAACGAAGAAGCCAAGGGGGCCCUUUGAGGGGGUGACUUGUUGGGUAAAUACAAGAGCUAAAAGUUAAGAUUGCAUUCAGUUUUGGGGUGUUUUUUUACCACUGGCAUGGCUUCAUAUGCAGACGUAAGUGACUGUAGGUCUGUGGCAGUGAAAGAAAGUAGUGGAAUUAUUGACAAGGGAGGUAAUAAGGAUAAGCAGGGCUGUGAGAGAAAAAAAGCAUUGUAAACACAGUAAUUAGCCAAUCUCUGGAAAUGUUGGAUUUUGGGGUGGAAAUGGGAUCUAGCACAUCAACUGCUGAAGUGUUGGGUCUCCCCCAACAUCUCUGAUGAGGAAUUCAUAAGGUUCACCGUAACAGGGACAUGACAGUGAAAAGCACAAAAAUGAGAGUGGAGAGCUCUCAAAAUUGGGAAUUUCCCCACUUUUCUGACCAGUUUGGUAUUUUUCUUCCUUGAAGAAUAUUUUCAAGCAUGGAAAUCAAUGGGAAAGUCAUCUUGUUGGGCUGCACUUCUAGUCCUGGAGCUGUGUCCGUGCCAGGCUGGGCUUUGUGAAUUCCCAACCCACCAGAGAGUUCUGCUUCAGAGGCAGAUGUUGUCCCCAAAACUACAGAUGCCAGUUGAGAAAAUCACCCCACCUUGCGCUUCAGCCCAUCCCUGUGUCCCAGCCUCAAGGUGGAUUGUGCCUUAGAGAUGCGAACUCAUCCCGUGUCCCAGCCCUUCUCCACAGCCCCCAUCCUGCAUCCCCCCCUCUCGCUCUGCAGCACCCACAUCCCGUCAUCCACCGCCUUUCAGGCUGGCCUUGGUGACAACCUGCUUUAGCUUUGGCUCUGGCACAAGGCAGAGCACCCCAUGCAUGGGAAGCCUCCGCUCCUGCCCUGCUCCCCACAGAGGGAAGGAGUCAGGCAGGUGCAGCUUUGUGGGUCCCUUCAUCUGGCUGUGCUGCUCCUUGGUGCUCUGGGAGCCAAAAUCUGGCUCCCUGCUCCCUGUGGCCAUGGGAAAGGCUUUGUACCCAUGGGCAUCCCUCAUCUGACCCUCGGGGAGAGGGCUCAACAGCGGGGUCCUCCACAGCAUUUUGGCUGUGGUGGGCUCCCGGUGCUUUUCCCCCCCCAGCCCACACCAGGGAAGCUGUGUCUUGGGGUCAGGACUUGCUGUGGCGUGUCCAAACAUGGGUGGCAGAAGCAGGAUUUGUCCUGUGUCCCCAUCCCCAUCUUUUCCUUGCCAAGGGCUCUGGGGAACAGCUGCCCUGAGUGUCCCCCUGCCCUGUGCCACCGAGCACCGUGCUGGGGACGGGGACAUCAUCCCUGCAGAGCUUCCUCCCACCAGUGUCUGUCACCAUCACCCCACGCUGCCCAGCCAGGGGCUGCUCUGUUUUUGGCUUCCCCUAAAAACCACUGGGAGAAAACCUUCUCCAGGGGCAGCACUGGGAGGCAGCUCUUUCAGCACUGAGUGCCCCAAAUGUGUUGUCCCCAAAAGUGGGGACACGUAGGGAUGUGCCAUUGAGCUCCAGCCAUGACAUUUAUGUUUCUAAGGCAGUGAAGGUGGAUGCCAUCCCAUCUCCAAUCCCUUGCUCCUGGGGGGAUGCUUUUACCCCCUGCUUUUUGCACCACAGCAUCUGGGGGGUGGGAAGAAUGGAAGGGGGGGGCAGAGAGAUUUUGUGUGAGCACUACCUAUUUAUUUUUUUAAAACAAAUGCUUUUAAGUGGUUUUAGGUUCUUUUGAAUAAAUAAUAAUUAUUAAAAAAAAUAAAAGGUGCACAUCUUGCUGCUGUAGAGUUCUCAGAGGGUUAACUUCUUUAUAAAUAUAUAUAUAUAUCACAGUAAAUAUUUGUAUAAAAAUGAAAGAGAAAUAGAGAUGUCUUUAAGUAAAUUAUUGCUUUUAAAGAAACUUCUAUGAUUGUACAGUGUUACCUGGGAGAAUAGAAUAAUAUAUACAGAUGUAUUUUUAAACUGCUGUGUAGGAGGAUGUGAACUGGGACAGGGAGCGCCUGUGGCUGGCACAGUGAGGGGAUUUUGGACCUUCCCUGGCCCCUGUUCACACACCCCCUGCCCCAAGCCCUGCUAGUGAGGGUCUAGCUCUGGUGAGAUGUCCUGUAUCUACUGUAUAGUCCUUGUCCUGACCAUGGACCAUGCCGGUACCGAGUGUAUAAAUAUUAUUUUUGCCUACCUGUGAGAGCUCAGAGCUACUGGUCUUUUUCCCUCCCACCAGGGAGCAUCGGGAAGGCUGCCCAGCCAUAGCUUAAAUCCCAUCAAUUGUCAAAGAAAGGGGUAAAAAAGGAAAAAAAACCAAAAAAAGGUGGGAAAAAAGCCCAAGUUCAGCACUUGGGUUUCCUUAGGGGGCUGGGAAGGCACAGGGAUGCUUUGGGGGUGUGGGUUUUGGUGGAGUGGAACCCCUGUGGGAAGGGGCUUGGAGAGGAGCAAGGUGAAAUGUGCCCCCCACAAAAAACAGCCGCCGGCCAUGUCCUCCAGGCAGCCAGCUCCAUCCCCGGAGUUCGCUCCUGCGUUACACCUGAUCCCUGGGGGAUGGCAGGAGUCCGAGGAAGGAGGGAGCCGCUAAUGCCCCGGCCAGCAUCCCGCGGGGAUUGCCCCGGGCCGGGGCUCGGGCAGCCUCCGGCAGCAGCAGCUCCCCAAGCCGGGGCUCUGGGCUGCGCCUGCUGCUGCUCCGCUUUGGCCUCACCCUGAACAACUCCCCAACGAGGGCAGCAAGCAGCAGCAUCCCCACAGCCCAAAUCCACCUCUGGGAAGAGCAUCCUGUGCCCUGGGGGCUCCUCACUCGGCGGGGCGGGCCGGGGGCCAUCGGGACGAGCCUUAGCUUCUCAUCACCGGAUUUAGUGCACUUUGUCUUUUAGGGCUGGGACAAUCACUUAGCGCUCAACCUUUCGCGAUUCGGUGCCUGCUUGACCUUCAAACCUUUUGUAGGAGAUGAUUUCAGAGCCACCUUUUCUAUCUUUAAUAAGGCAGAACAAAUACGUUUAUUUUUAAACCCUCCUGCUCUUCCCUUUCCUCUCGUGCUGACAACCAAAAGAGUCCCCUCUGUGUGUGUGUGUGUGUCCCCCUCUCAUUUAUUGCACACAGAAAGGAGCGUGUGGCAGCUGUGGCUGUGUCCAGCACUCCGGCCACAUCCUGCUCUCCCACCCCCCAAUUCAGGAAUGCUGCCACGGGGGGGUUGGCACAGGGCAGGAUCCAGAUGCAUCAGGAGCAGGGACAGGACGUGGGACAGCGCCCAACCCGAUGCCACCCAUCCCCUCGCCCACCAGCUGUGCACAUCUGUCCUGCUGCCCACUCCCAGGGCACUUUGUCCCCUCCAUCUCCCCCCCAAACACACCCCAGUGCUCCCCCAGGCUUGGCCCCACGUGGGUUUGGGGACAGAGACCCGGCACCAGUUCACAGGGCAGGUUGGCAACUGGGAGCACUGGUUUCCCAGGGAUGAAAUGCUGAGUCUGUUCGCUGGGGCAGUGGUGGUAGAGAAGCUGAGGGAUGCAAUGAAGUAUCUGUACCUUUUCCACCUCCGGUGUUUCUCUGUCUCAUUGCACAUAUAUUUGAGAUAUAUGUGACAAUGUAUAUAUAUAUUUGUAAAAUGUAUUUCAGAUGACAAAACUGGCCAAUUUUAUGUUAUUUUAAAUAUAUUAUAUAUAUUAUAUAUAAGAGUCUCCAAAAGAUAUAAAUAGACUAGAGAAAAUAAUAUAAAUAUGUAAUAAAUGUAUUUUGAUCUAUUUAAAA
This is a messenger RNA of Haemorhous mexicanus (house finch), 6764 nucleotides long. Its product is annotated as ATP-sensitive inward rectifier potassium channel 12. The transcript has 2 exons. The coding region runs from base 998 to 2287 and encodes 429 amino acids. Lineage: Eukaryota; Metazoa; Chordata; Aves; Passeriformes; Fringillidae. Gene Ontology annotation, biological process: potassium ion import across plasma membrane; regulation of monoatomic ion transmembrane transport. Gene Ontology annotation, molecular function: inward rectifier potassium channel activity. The record is from RefSeq and is a predicted model, not a curated record. Gene Ontology annotation, cellular component: plasma membrane.